Messenger RNA from Haliotis rufescens (red abalone), 3660 nucleotides. RefSeq lists its product as uncharacterized. The transcript is spliced from 5 exons. The coding region runs from base 71 to 952 and encodes 293 amino acids. NCBI's taxonomy places the organism in Eukaryota, Metazoa, Mollusca, Gastropoda, Lepetellida, Haliotidae. The record is from RefSeq and is a predicted model, not a curated record.
UUUCAAGCAACAGGUUUCUGUGUCAGGGAAUACAUCCUCCGUAGAUCCAUGUAGGACACGACAACCAAGCAUGAAUGGCAAUGAACUGUACGUUUUUUUCUUUCACAAACGCACGACAGUCAAUUUACUAAUAAACAUGGUGAUAUCUGUCCUGAUUGUCUUUUUUCUGAGAUUCCCGUCUUCAGAGGGUGAAAACGGUUCGAAUGACUGUCCAGCCGGAUUAACAGGACCUGGUUGUAAGACGACCUGCAGCCAGUACUGUGUAGACCGUAAAUGCCAUUUACUUACCAGCGGGGGUACCAACUGUACACUUGGUUGUAUUGCGGGUCGUCAUGGAACGCCAUGUACACUGGAAUGUUCACGCAACUGCCAACAUUGCGAGAGAUAUAAUGGAGAUAUAUGUAGACAUCCAAAGUCAACUGACGAUGCCAAAGACACUGGCCAGGGUGAUGCCGUCAACUUGAGGACGCUGGUCAUUAUCAUAAUAUCUUUGGUUGUGUUUGCUGGGAUGUGUAUAGUUGUGAUCUCUUUGCUUGUAUACCGACACUGUAGAGCAAGAGCAUCCCUUCCUACAGACGGUGGAAAGGAAGAACGGAGAAAACGGUUUCGAAGAAAACUUCCUCCGCUACCACCCUCUCGAUGUGGAAAAGGUGACAUUUCAUCUACCCAUACUGCUCCACACGACUACUGCGAGGUGAAGGAAGCACACGGAGACACGUCGAGCACAGAUAAUCAAAGGGACCAUGUUUAUGAUCUGGAUUUCCCAGAACAACCCUCCGAGGGCAGCCCUGUUUCCUUGACUCACAUAGAAAUGAAGGUUCUUGUUUCUCCACAGAGGAACACAGAUACACAAAGCAAAACGGACUGUGACAAUUUACAUAAAAGGAGCAUGGCUGGUGUAAUGGAUGACCACUUAUCAGUCGGGGAAUGUCCCAGAUCAGGAGAAAUAUGAAACUGAACAUUGAAAUGUAAACAUUUGCUCUUGUUUAAAACCAGCUCUACACUUUCUGGGAUAUUCAUUGAUUUAAUAACAUUGUAAGGUGUUUGUUUCUAUUCCAUUGAAAUCACCGAAAUGAAAAAUAGGAAUAAGUGCUAUUCAAGUACACAUGUAAUAUCAUUACUCAAUUAGUGCAGUUGAAAAUGUUUGAUCUUGAUGAAUAUGAUAAAAAAUCAGCAUUGCACUUAUAUAGGUGAAUGUAGGUGAACCAGUGAUUGCCGAGAGGGGACAUCGCCUUCUCGCCUUCAACUUUUUCUUUUACGAUAUUUCGCAAAAACUACACAGAAAAUUCGCAAAUAAUUUGCGAAUUUUGCGAAAAUUCAAUGCCGAGGUGCUUGUAAAAUAGAAUUCAAGCAUACAUACCGCCAAACAUACCUCCAAACAUACAUACAUACAUACAUGUUAACAAACCUGGAUACAUAAUCGGGGCGAACAGUGAUUCGAAACCACGAUCAUGGGUUUCUAGCGUGCCCAAGGGGCGCAACUCUGCACAGCCAAUCUGUCUUCACAUGUUAUCAGGCUGAACUUCUAGUGGUGAACGCGUCAUGUGUAGAGAACGUCGUGAUUCAACCAGCAGCAAGUGCAACGAAAGGACUAACACUACGCACUUCCUAGUGUAGCUAUUUACACAUUGUAUAUUUAUUUUAAUAACUACAUUUACCUUGUGACCGGAUGUCCAAACCAGCUGAGAUACUCAUGUUGUAGGUACGGUAGUACACAGAUGUCAAUAUGAUGGGGAGACAUGAUAUCGUGGUAUAUUUUACAUUUUUAAUGCUGUUUGUGAUAUGACCAUUAUAAAUACAUUGAGUACGAUGUUAUGAGAUGGAACUGUCGAUUAACAGAAGAUUACCGUUAAUACACUUCCUAAUGACAUGUUCUGGCUUCGUAUACCUAGUUACAGCAACAAAUCUAAAACACAUGCUGCUUAGAUAAUGCCGAUUUUCUGCAGCCCUCUAGAUAUCUUUCUAUUUGCACUCAAACAGUCGUAAACCAAUUACAACGCCACUGUGCACGUAAGCUUGGUUCGGUCUCGUCAUAUCAUCAAGUUAACGGAGCGUUAUAAGUGUAAUAACGCCAUCGAACAAUGAGUGAUGUCAUUUGCUUCCAUGACGAUGACACUAUAAAACUGAACUUAAAAUGAAAGUUUUAUUAAUGUCGCCAUGUCCAACACCUCGAUUGUCACCUUUCAGGAAAUGAAGGAAUGAAGGUAGUUAAUGCGUACAGAUGAACAUAUAUAUAAACAGCUUAUGUAAAUAGCACUCUUACGUAUGCAAAGCUUGAAUUUGUUUUUAUAUAUAGCAUUCUAUUCAUUGGUGGUUAGAAUAUUUUAGAAAGUUAAAUACUAUGCUUUUAUGCUAAACUGUUAAGACGGUGAGUGAUUUCCCUGUAUGACCCUGUAUCUAGAGUGUGAAUUUGGCGCGGGAGCGAAUAUGAUUGCCCUUAUAAUAGGAUGAACACCAACUGCCGUCAUUUUCAUUGGAAAGUAAGUAAGAUUUUUAUUUUGAUUAAAAAAUUUAAAUUAUCCGACUACAAACCAGAGACACCCUUCAGAGCUCUAGUUGCAGACACACCAGUUUGGGGAAACUGUACAAGUCCUUAGUGUAUGUGUGCUCAUCCGCUAAUGUCAAGGUGUUCUUGCGUCGGGUGUACGGGUGUACUUUCUUAUCAGCAAUGUUAGCAAGCAAGUCACGUUUGACCUACAUAUUGUUCAAUAAACCCCGACUGCAAGCCCUGGUUUAACACAGCACAAAUAUUUCCUUGUGAAUACACGAGCAGUUUGUUUCGGUUUUUCCAUGUGUCUGUAUACAGUUACAUUGACCUAGUGUUGCAUAGCAACAUACAAACACCUAUGACAAUUUUAAUGAAGGUUACUAUUUGCAAAGUAUUUAAAGUAUGAUAAAUGGCAUUAUAUUUAACUCACCUGAGUGCAAGUUAAUGAAAAUGUUUACAUAAUGAAUCUUAACUUAACUAUUUCAAAUCCAACUGUAGUAAUGAUCAAAAUGAGUGAGUUAGAUUUAACGCCGUUUUGAAGCGCAUUUGACUGCGGUAUGUCAGCGUAAUGUCAUCUUCCCAAGGCUGGCGGGCACUUGUGCUUCGGGAUGAUGGCGAAAAGUAAGCGUUGUCAUUUUCCUAAAAUUGAAAACAUCGACGAUGGAUAAGGAAGUGACGGUCGGAGGUCGCAUUCUGGUUGGAUCUGGGCCUGGGCCUAGCACCCUCUAGCACUGUGUCCCGGCAUGUCUAGGAACGAACCUCUGCGCAGUAUUCGAGCAGUUGGCCACCCGCGUCCCUCUUUAGCAUGCAGGUAUCAGGCAUAACAUGCACUACAGCCACGGAGGUAUUACCUCACCCCGGCAACUGUAUAUUGUGUAGUUGUUUGUUUGGAUCAUAAGGGGAUUACUAGUUACUGUACUACCUGCUUGCUAUCGCGAAUCUGGUCGUAAGGAUUGAAUUGUUCUUUUCGAAAUGACUUUAUGCUGGGACAUUUGCCAAGAAACUUUCUUUAAUUUAUGUCAUUUCAAAAAUCUAGUUUUAAUUUCAUUUCAAAGGAGAGUGACGAAUUAAAAAAUAAAAAAUAAAUUAAUAAAGUGUAAACGGUUGUAUCUAUUAGAACAUCCAUCCAUGCUUGACUGUCGAAUGCUGUUAUAUUUCUACUUAGAGGCUCA